GACGGGUCCUUCGCCGCCGCCGCCGUCGGCUGCGAGCGGGACCUGCGCUUCGUCUUCUGCGCCUGCGCCGUGUCGCGGCUCGUCGGCGACUUUUCGGGCGUCGACGCGGCGGCGACGCUGCGCCACAUCGGCGCGUGCCAGGCCUACGACGGCGGUUUAGGGCUCGCGCCCGGCGGCGAGUCGCACGGCGGGUCGACGUACUGCGGCAUCGCCGCGCGCGCGCUGCUCCUCGACGGCGCCGCGGCGACCACGGCGGCCGGCGUCGACGCCGACGCCGCCGUGGCCUGGUGCGCGAGGCGCCACGACGGCCGCGGCGUCGUCGGACGCACGAACAAGCCGCCCGACUCGUGCUACGCGUACUGGGUCGGCGCGGCGCUGCGCUGCCUCGGCGCGCGCCACCUCGUCGACACGACCGUGCCCUUUGUGUUGUCCUGCGAGAACAGGAAGAUGGGCGGCUUCGCGAAGUACCCCGAGGACACGCCGCCGGACCUGCUCCACGCGUUCUACAGCCUCUCG
Messenger RNA from Aureococcus anophagefferens, 516 nucleotides. RefSeq lists its product as hypothetical. NCBI's taxonomy places the organism in Eukaryota, Pelagophyceae, Pelagomonadales, Pelagomonadaceae. Gene Ontology annotation, cellular component: CAAX-protein geranylgeranyltransferase complex. The annotation marks the transcript as partial. Gene Ontology annotation, biological process: protein geranylgeranylation. Gene Ontology annotation, molecular function: CAAX-protein geranylgeranyltransferase activity. The transcript has a single exon. The record is from RefSeq and is a predicted model, not a curated record.